AUGUUAUCGCUUCAAUUAGCUCAUCAAUUAAAAGGCAAGAACAUUCUUCUAGUCGGUGCUGGGGAUGUUGCCGCGACUAGAAUCCCUAAACUGUUACCAACCGGCUGUAGGCUUACCGUCAUUGCACCAGAAAUUAGUGAUGUCAUAUGGAAAAACUCUCCUUUCAAGAAACGUUCAGAUGAAGUAGACUACACAGAUAGAAAUUGGAACCCUGAGAGUGGUAAAAUUUACAGAAUUGUUAACAGAGGUUUCCAGAAUGAGGAUUUGAUAUGUCAUGGGGACGGCCAAAGCAGCGAAACUUCAAAAUCCAAAUUUCUAGGAGGCCUCGAGAUCGAUGUACAGGAAUUAAGCUUGGAUCAGAAUAAUAGCGGUUGGCACAUGAUUUUAACCUGCAUACCAGACCCUCAACUCAGUGAGCGCAUAUACCGAGGUGCUAAGAUACUAUUGGGUCAACACAUUCUCUGCAACGUCGCGGACAAUCCACCCCUCUGCGAUUUUUAUUUUGGCAGCAACGUAAUUCUGGGCGACAAGAACAAUAAGGAUGCAAAGGGGCUACAACGUCCCAUCCAGAUUUUGAUUUCGUCUAACGGCAAUUCUCCGCGCUUCACUUCACUGCUCAAAAAUGAAAUCGAACAAAACUUUGGCUCUCUACCUAUAGCCUCAGGCGUUGGUAAACUUGGGCAGUUGCGGUAUAAAGUCAGAACUAUUUCUGAAAGGAAUAAACCUGCGGACUGUACACAGCCAAAAUUAAUUAAGUAUCGCAUGGAAUGGAUUCGGAAAUGCACAGACGCCUUUGGAGUCAAAGGUUGCCACGAAAUUGAUGUUGAUAAGACGUCUGAGCUCUUUUCUGAAAUGUUUUCCCGAUUAAGCCUAGAUUUCCCUAGCCAAGACAAGAUGGUCGCCGAGUAUAGUGAGAGACCGCCAUAG
Messenger RNA from Lachancea mirantina, 927 nucleotides. Lineage: Eukaryota; Fungi; Ascomycota; Saccharomycetes; Saccharomycetales; Saccharomycetaceae. The record is from the annotation of a GenBank genome assembly.